Molecule: messenger RNA, 1391 nt
Organism: Rhipicephalus microplus (southern cattle tick)
Lineage: Eukaryota; Metazoa; Arthropoda; Arachnida; Ixodida; Ixodidae
Gene: Surf6
Product: Surfeit locus protein 6
Biological process (GO): ribosomal small subunit biogenesis; ribosomal large subunit biogenesis
Cellular component (GO): nucleolus
Molecular function (GO): RNA binding; DNA binding
Source: RefSeq, a predicted model, not a curated record
ACAUGGCGCGGCCCACUGAUUGAGUUUUGAGCGUGGUGUCGGUCAGUUCUAGAAACGUUGGUGUCGGUGGUGUUGUCUCCGCGACGCGUUGAUCAAACAGACCAUGGGUGAAUCUGAGCGAUCAGAUGCAGAUUCACUGCGCAGCCGACUGAUUGCCGAGGAUGCUUACAUGCUUAGCUUAAUUGACACGGUGCCUCCGAAAUACUACUUCGACGCUGACACUGUGGAAGCAUUGAUGGAAGAAGUCAACUCUAAAGUGGCGAACCGGGUGCAAGGCUCGGGUGUCAAGAAGGCACACAAAAUGGCACGGCUGGACCCAGGCCUUUUCCAGACUGUCAGCCAGCUGCUACAGGCCAGUGAACCAAAAACUAAGAAGCAGCGGAAGGCCAAGGCAAGCCUGCACUCGGCCGCACUUGAUCGUGCCAGUUCUUUGGAUGAACUUCGACAGCGGCUCAGCCACAAGAUCGAGGCUCUUCGAGGCAAGAGGCCAGUUGGAGGUGAGCGCAAGGCCAAUAAAAAAGACGCCAAGCCUGCUGCCAAGCGGACCCAGAACAAGCAACACAAGCCGAAUCGGGACAGCUUGCCCGCUGCUAGCAACAAGAAAGCAGUAAAGGCAGGCCCGGCUGCACCCGUCUUCAACCGCGACAGCCACAUCGUGUACAGCAAAUUCGAGCUGGCCGACUCGUCAACUGGCAUGGAUGCUCAUCCCAAAGUUGAAAAGAAGAAGCUUGUCCGCCAACUGGAGGUAAAGGCCGAGAAAAUGAAAGACCUCGAGGAACGUGACCCAGAACGUGCUAAGCAGGCUCAGGAGAAGCAAAAGUGGCACCGAGCUCUGGACAGGGCAGAAGGAAUCAAGGUAAGGGAUGACCCAGCUCUGCUGAAGGCAACGCUUAAGCGGCACGAGAAACGGCGGCAGCAGAGUCGGAAGAAGUGGGAGUCACGAACCGAGCAUGUCAAGCAACGCCAGGAGGAACGUCAACAAAAACGACGAGACAACAUCAAGGCUCGCAAGCAGGCCAAACUUCAGACCAAGAUGAAGCGGCUGAAGAAAAAGGGCCACAUUGUGCCAGGAUUUUGAAAAGAUGUCAACGUUUUUGGGGUGCAUCAUAUUUUUCUAAAAAUUACUGUAUUCACAUGACCCCUAUCUGGUGUUGUAUUGACUUGCUCAUUAUUCUCCUUCAUGUCACACUGUAGUAUUGCAUAUUCACAUUAAUAUGCGUGCUGUGCUUUAAAAGGCCCCUAAACCACCCAGAUGUUGAAAUUCAGUUGUGGUGGAGAAGUUGUACGUGAGUGUACAAUGGAUGCAGAGCAGUGAGAAUUUUUUUUGAAACGGUGCCAUAAUAGCAAAGUUAGACCCGUGUGAUUAAUAAAAUGUGGCAAACACGGCUUUA